AGGGGCUUUUAAUUUGAAAUAGAUAUAGGAAGUGUGCAGUUUGAAAUGACGGCGCAAUGUAUUAACUUUAUCAAGGAAACGGGAGCAGAUAAAAAGUAAAAAUAUAUAAAUACAGAGGGAUUAAUAAAUAACGGCCUGUUUCUAAUGUAGUCUGUUUCAAAUGAAGCUGAUAGCCUCUGCAGUUGUGGUGAGUAAAAGCCACUAUUUUUUCAUUUUAAUUGUUUGCUAGCUUGAUGCUAAUGGCAGUAAUGUUACUCACCAGGUCUCUGCUGUUUCACACCAUCAUUUUUUCUUUUUUUUACUCCCUGUGGUAACAUCCCUACAGGUUAUAAAUAAAACCCAGGGCUGUUGCUGUCAUACAGUUUCCACGGCUGCAGAUCGCUCUGUGUUUCUAUUGGUCAAAGGCUGUGACGGGAGACGUUGUGAGCGACAAAAAGAAAAUCAGACAUGCUAGACUUUGUGUUGGGACAUCGUGAGGCAUCCCAGACGUUGUUGUCUACUACACAAGAUGAAACGAUGGAUUAUUGUGUAUGACACUCGUUGUCGUUCAAGAUCCGAGCCGACACGGUACGUUGCUGCGUUGGGCUGUAUUCGGGCUGAUAUCAAGUAGUGUGAACCAGGCGUAAGUCAUUUUUUGGGAUCUUCUGACAUGGUUGGCUGCUGCUUUGUAAUUGUUCAUGUUUCCAGAUGAGAGACAUUGCUGUAGAGUUUUUCAAAUGUAUUUUUUUUUUGUUGGCACUAUAAAGCCACCACAAGCCGAGGGGCCAUCUUGUUCCAGCAUGUUGGAGAGAUGACAGACAUCCCUACAGCCGAUAUCUCCAACACUCGGCAACUCGCACCAAAAACAUCUAGACUAAUAAACACCACAGCUGAGGUCUUCCUCUGACCCUCCGCAGCAACAUGAACACACCAGCCUCCAUCUUCAUCGUCCUGCUGUCUCUCCUCCUCCUCCUCCUCGCGUCCUCGGGUGAGACAGGAAGUCGGUGGACAGAUGAAACAGAGAGAAAGUCAGAGGACAGCAGAGAGCUGCUGCUCGUCCUUCAGAACGUUCUGGAGAAACUUCAGAACAGGAAGUCGUCGAAUUUGAACAGAAGACAGAGCCGCCUGCCCACCUGUGAGGCCAGGGCGUCCUGCUCGGUGAAGAAAGGUCCUCGCUUCGGUCAGCUGUGCGACUGUCCUCCAGGCUCCAGGUGUCACCUCUUCUUCCUCAGGUGUUUGUGACCUUCAUCACAUCAGAGCGUCACCAUCAUCCUCAUCAUCCUCCCUGUGUCUUAACUCCUCCAGAGUCCCUUCAUCAUGUAGUUUUUUGUUUUCAAUCCAGAAACACUGGAUACUACAUUUCCCAUGAUGCACCUGGAGUGUCUUUCAUUGGAGCCUAACACAGACUGUAAUGCUGCAAUCUGUUGUACUCGCAACUCAGAAAAAAACAGGAACGGUCAGUGAAGUCAGAAAUUUGAGCUCGAGUUUGUCGACAUAAACACACCUAAUGUCACAGCACCUGUUUACACAACAUUGAGCUGUUAGACGCUACUUUAAAGGUCCAGUGUGUUGGAUUUAAGGGGAUUUAUUGGCAGAGGAAGAGACCUCUGUGGAUAAUUUGGCUCCUGGUAAAAACCUCCUGAACAAUGAACACUGAAUAGAAUUCUAACCCGAAGUUUCAGCUGGUACAAUCUGCAGUCCUCACCACUAGAUGCCACUAAAUCCCCCUAAAUCGUACACACUGCUCCUUCAGUGAGAAGAGACGAACAAGACAGCUGAUUUAUCACGUAUGCCGUUUCGUUUUUGCUCUUGGCGUUGCAGUGAUUGAUGUCGGUCUUCUGUCGAUGCUCGUGAAGCUCAGAGACUUGACAUACAUACGUAUCGGAUAGUGGAAACUCCAACUUGGAAUUAUGGACUUCCGACUUGCAACGGAUUGCAGCAUUACACAUCUGUAGACCCUGAUGACAUCAAUGUGACAUCAUCAGA
This is a messenger RNA of Epinephelus fuscoguttatus (brown-marbled grouper), 1965 nucleotides long. RefSeq names its product cocaine- and amphetamine-regulated transcript protein-like. Lineage: Eukaryota; Metazoa; Chordata; Actinopteri; Perciformes; Serranidae. The record is from RefSeq and is a predicted model, not a curated record. Bases 901 to 1221 code for a protein of 106 amino acids. Gene Ontology annotation, molecular function: neuropeptide hormone activity. Gene Ontology annotation, biological process: cellular response to starvation; positive regulation of MAPK cascade; adult feeding behavior. The transcript has 4 exons.